AUCAUAGCGUGCAACACGACGAUUUCGUGUGCUUGAUUUCAAAUAGCUUGAAUACAUUUGCGCUCACUGGAUGGCAGGCGAGGAGGAGUGGGUACCGCUAACUCUCACAUUUGUAGAGUACCCUAAAGGAGAUUUGACUGGAAAAUGUCUCGCUGCAAUCAGUUUGACACCCGUCUGCAUUCUCGUCGGGCUUGCUACGUUGCUUUUGCUGAAGCGAGAUCUUCAUACGAUGGCCUAUUUCUUUGGUUUGGUGUUGAAUGAGGCAAUCAACUUCAUAUUGAAACACAUUGUGCAGGAGUCAAGACCGACAAGAGGUGCUGAAAAGUUGUUCACUGAGUAUGGAAUGCCAUCCAGUCAUGCUCAAUUUAUGGGCUUUUUUGCAGUUUAUUUUAUCUUGUUUAUCUACAUUAGGAUAAUAUCACAGGAUCGCUGGCAACAGAUGUUAUGGAAAUGCUGCCUCUCGCUGACUGUUGCUUCAGCAGCAGUUCUAGUAGCUUGCAGUCGAGUGUACCUCCAAUAUCAUACUGUACCACAAGUUGUGUAUGGCUUACUCAUUGGUGUAUUGAUUGGUACAAGCUGGUUCGUAAUUACACAUCGCUACAUGACACCUCUGUUUGCAAUUAUUGCAUCAUGGCAAAUCAGUGAAUUUCUUAUGAUUCGUGACUGUUCAAGAAUUCCUGACAUCAUGUGGUUUGAAUACACGGCCAUAAGAAAAGAGUCCAGGUUACGAGAACGGAAGACGAACUAAAUGCAGUUGGAAGGAUUUCAGAGCCAUAUUUUGACAGCCACAAGUCUUUUAAAAUGAGUGAAUUUUGGUGCAUUACACUGUACAAUGUUGAUACUGUACUGAAAAUGUAGUCAUAUGGACUCAUUAACAAGCACAAAUGUAAUGUGAUGGAUAUGACAUCUAUUAGAUAUCGUACAUUGUCAUAUGAA
Messenger RNA from Corticium candelabrum, 936 nucleotides. RefSeq names its product dolichyldiphosphatase 1-like. The transcript is spliced from 9 exons. NCBI's taxonomy places the organism in Eukaryota, Metazoa, Porifera, Homoscleromorpha, Homosclerophorida, Plakinidae. Bases 71 to 748 code for a protein of 225 amino acids. The record is from RefSeq and is a predicted model, not a curated record. Gene Ontology annotation, molecular function: dolichyldiphosphatase activity. Gene Ontology annotation, biological process: protein N-linked glycosylation; lipid biosynthetic process. Gene Ontology annotation, cellular component: intracellular membrane-bounded organelle; endoplasmic reticulum membrane.